Cynoglossus semilaevis (tongue sole) is the source of this 2421-nucleotide messenger RNA. Its product is annotated as D-threo-3-hydroxyaspartate dehydratase. Gene Ontology annotation, biological process: D-serine catabolic process. The record is from RefSeq and is a predicted model, not a curated record. The coding region runs from base 453 to 1565 and encodes 370 amino acids. The transcript has 9 exons. NCBI's taxonomy places the organism in Eukaryota, Metazoa, Chordata, Actinopteri, Pleuronectiformes, Cynoglossidae. Gene Ontology annotation, molecular function: D-serine ammonia-lyase activity.
UAAGUAAAAAAACUAGACGUCUUACUCGAUAAUAAAUUUCUAGCGUAGCGGGUUUACAAAAUAAUUCCACGUCUAUAGAUUAUUGAUCAUGUUCUUCCCCCCAUAACUAACGUGUUGUACUAAUUGCAAUUCGCGCCGAACAGGCAAGCAUGUUAGCCACGGAUGGUUGUAAUGGCGUCACUGUUAAGCCUACAAAUUUGACGGGGGGAAUACAAAUCUGAUAAAGAAAAAACAAUACCGACAUAUACAGAUAAUAUUUUAUUAUAUUUAUAAUGAUAUAUUUACUGUAACCGGAUAUACGUAGCAACAUUUCCGUAGUAUUUUCCAAAAAUAAAGUAUUACCUUGUUCAUUGAGUACUAAACAUAUCUGUAUGAUUUUGAGUUGGUCGUGUCAAAAAUAAAAUUGCAUUAAAAAAAAACAUGUUUUUUGUUGUUGUAGAAGUGCCCUAAACAUGGAAGGGGACCCUCUGUCUGCUCUGUGCACACCUGCCCUGGUGGUGGAUUUAAAGAAAGUGAAGAAAAAUGCCCAUGAGAUGAUUGAACGCUGUCAGAAGCUAGGAGUGCAGCUUCGGCCACACAUGAAAACUCACAAAACCCUUGAAUGUGCUGACAUAAUGACAGGUGGAUCACGAAGGUGCAUUGUCGUGUCCACACUUGCGGAGGCCACUUUCUACGCUGACCAUGGAUAUGAUGACAUCCUUUAUGCAUACUCUAUUCCGUUUGACAAGGUGGAGAAAUGUGCGUCCCUUUCUGAGAGGCUCGACCUUUUUCAAGUUUUGCUGGAUCAUCCUGACGCUCUGGAGCAGCUCAAAAAGAGACCGCUGAGAGACGGUCGACAGUGGAACGUCUGGCUGAAACUAGACUGCGGCAAUGGGAGAGCCGGCGUGCUGCACUCCGAUGAUGGAGCACUGCGUCUGGCCAAGGCCAUGGCAGAAGCACGGGGGGUGGAGCUGAAAGGAGUGUACGCUCACUGUGGAAACACGUACGGCUGCAGAGGGGUGACGGAAAUACAAGAGGUGGCUCAGGAAACUACACGUUUGACUCUGCAGUUCAUGGAAAAACUAAAACUUGCUGGCAUCACCUGUAAGUCCAGCAUUGGCUCCACCCCAUCCUGCAGUCACCCAGUCAAAGACAUGGAAAAGCUCAGUGAAGUUCAUCCCGGAAACUAUGUCUUUUACGAUGUGCAGCAGUCUACAAUAGGUUCAUGCACCCUAAAGGAUGUGGCCGUGAAGGUUUUGACGCGGAUCAUUGGCCAUUCUCCUCACAGGAACCAGUUCCUCGUCGACUGUGGAUGGAGCGCACUCAGCCUAGAUGGUGCUGGAAAACUUCCCACUGGAUAUGCCGUGAUUGAAGGCCACCCGAAUCUCAAGUUGUUGUCUAUGACCCAGGAGCAUGGUAGAGUAGAGCCCAUCUCUGGACAGCUGGACUAUGACAAAUACCCACUGGGCACUCUGCUCACACUGAUCCCUUACCAUGCUUGCGCAACGGCAGCAAUGCAUCCCAUCUACCAUGUGCACUCAGAGGGCAGUCUGGUGGGAGGGUGGACACCCACUCGUGGGUGGUGAACAACUCUUUAAUCAGUUAAUUUUCUGAUGAUUUACAGAUUCGAUUCACCGUAUUUUUAGGACUAUAAAUUUGCUCCAGGGUAUAAGUCGCAUCAGUGCCCUCUAGUGGCUGUCAGUGUGAAAUAAACGAACGUGUCAAUUUUCAGUUGUACAAGAGUAGCAGAUAUUGGUACAAAAGCCUAGAGUGCCCUCUAGCGGCUGUCAGUCUGAAAAUAACAAACGUGAAAUUUUAUAUUUUAAUAUAGAAGUCACACCAGAGUAUACUGUGAAUUGCAAACCCAGCCAAAAGAUGAAAAAAAAGUAUGUUUUUAUCUAGUGAAUCAGUAUUUAAAUUUUUAGCCUGUCACUGUCGUUAAUUUUUCCAUGCCAACGCCCCCCGCGGCAUUAGUGUCUGGGCAGGCAUCUGGACCCCCUUUGCGAACACAGAGACAAUGCUAGAAAAUAUGUAAAGUCGCAUUAACUUUGAGAAUGUAUUUUCUUUUCAUUAUUUGAUGAUCUUUUUAUUUGUUUAGCUUCAGAAAAUGAUUAUGUGCCAGCUAGCUACACGCUAGGUUGAGGAGCAGAGCAGCUUGAUAACGGAUGCAACGCGCCACGUCUGCACAGAUUAUGACGAUGUCAUGGUAAUGUUGCAGCAGUCACACCAGGUGCUUUUAGGUACCAUCGGAAUCUUGAGAAUCUGACCAUUCCAAAAAUCAAAAAAAAAAGUUCCUUUAGUUGGAUACGUGCUUCCUCUGGGAAAUGAACCCAGGACUUUCUGCUUGCAAGACAGGUGUGCUAUCUACUACACUAUGAAACCACUGUUAUGCUAAGUUAAUGUACUGUACGAUUCAGAACAAAUUGUUAUAAAUAAAUAAAA